AUGCAGAAAAGUAUUACCGAUAUGGUACAAAAACAAGUGGAAAAGGAGAAAUCAUUAAAGCGAAAGGAACGAUCAAUGUUGAAAACGUCAGCAACACGAGAAACAAGUGAGGAAGUGACAACAACAGAAAUGAAACUUGAAGAACUUGAUGGAAAUACUAUUUUGAAAAACCUCAAAAUUCCAAUGCCAGAAAACCCAAUGACAUUUGAAAACUUAAGGGAACUGACGCCCAAAAUAGAACCUGUAGCAAGUGGAAUGUCUGAUCUUCAAGAAACACUAAUGAAAUUCAUUACAUCUUCAAAAUCAACGGAGCCAAUUCGAGAAAAAAGUUUGACGCCAAUUAAGAAGAAGUCUCCAAAAAUCUCAAGAGAACCAACUCCAUCUAACAAUGGAACACCUCAAAAGAUAAUGCCGUCCAGCAGCAAUAUAGAGUCAAUCACUUCAGAAGUUUCCGAUCGGAUUCCUCUAGAAGUGCCAUCCAAUUCACAUAACGUCAACCUAACAGAAAAACAGCGGCUUCCACCAGUGUCACUUGAUGUUCCUUCCACAUCCGUUUCAACUGUAAUACCCCCAACGCCUGCAAGCCAAGGAAAAGAUGUAAUGCAACAUCGCCCAGAAAAAAUGGUGACGACGUUGGAUCAAGGAACACUACAAAAUUUCAACUCGCUGAAAUCCCACAAAAGUCUAACCGGAGUUGAUUUGGUAGCUGUGGAAUCAGAAGCUAUGAGUUUACCUCACAGCUGGAAUCAACAAAAAGUAAUGAGAGAAUCAGUUUCUUCUAUAGGAUCACAUCACAAUGUUAGCCCCACAACGUCCCGACAAUCUUCAGAAACAGAUUCUUCAUCUUCAGAAGGCAAUAGAAGUUUCGAGGCACCACUAUUUGAUGCGUCUGCUUCCGUUUCAAAAAGCUGCCAAAUUCCGGAUUAUAUGAUUCAUCGAGAUACGCCACAAAAGAUAUUUAUUGUGGCCAAUGGUUUUCCUGCUUACUUCGACGAAUUUCCUAGCAGACGUCAUUGA
This is a messenger RNA of Caenorhabditis remanei, 1017 nucleotides long. RefSeq lists its product as uncharacterized. The record is from RefSeq and is a predicted model, not a curated record. NCBI's taxonomy places the organism in Eukaryota, Metazoa, Nematoda, Chromadorea, Rhabditida, Rhabditidae. The transcript is spliced from 4 exons. The coding region runs from base 1 to 1017 and encodes 338 amino acids.